UUGAUGUCAGUGUACUGGCGGAGUGGAGUGCGAACAGUUGAAGGCGGUGCUCGGUGGCGUCAAACUGGGCUCAUAAUGUGAUAUUUAGUGACGGUACCCAUCCGAGGGGGAGGGCGCUGCCUGUAUUUAAAUGGGAAAUCUGUUGGGCCACUGGAGGUUCAGGGAGCCGAGCACCGUGGAGGAAUGCGACUCGACGUGGGGGUCGGACUCUGAGAGCGACGAGCCGGCGGGCGAGGAGGACAGCGGCAUCUCCGAGAGCGUGAGCCCGGCAGAGAGCGAGUGGGCCGCCGCGGAAGACGAUGGAGACUUGCCUCAUCAGCUGACUGACUCUCCAGAGUCUCCUCCAAAGAUGAAGAGGAGUUUUUACGCUGCCAGAGACUUGUACAAAUACCGCCACUGCUAUCCGAACUACAAAAAGUCCCGUCAACCCAAUGAGUUCCUUAACCUGCGUUUCUACCUGAACAAGAUUCCUCUAGUACCUGACGGUAUUUAUAUAGAAGAGAUUUUGACGGGGUGGCGAGGUGACUAUGACAAGCUGGAGCACAAUCACACUUACAUUCAAUGGCUGUUCCCGUUACGUGAACAAGGGCUCAACUUCUACGCACAUGAACUGACUCAGGAUGAGAUUAAAGAAUUCCAAAGUACUCGAGAAGCCAAGCGAAGGUUCUUGGCAGCUUACUCUCUAAUGUUGGACUUCUAUGGCAUCAAACUACUGAAUAAGAGCGGAAAUGUCGCUCGGUCUUCCAACUGGCAGGAGCGCUUCUAUCACCUUAAUGAGUCCCAGCACAACUACCUGCGCAUCACUCGCAUCCUGAAGUCCCUCGGCGAACUCGGGUAUGAGGCCUUCAAAGCUCCACUGGUUCGCUUGUUCCUGGAGGAGUCACUGCAUCACAACACGCUUCCCAACAUGCAACACAGCAUCCUGGAAUACUUUGUAUACACCAUUCGCCUGCCGGCCACCCGUAGACGCCUGCUGCGCUACGCCCGCCAGCACUACAGGCCUGCUCACGCCUUCCUCUGGGGUCCUCCACCUAAGAGAUCCAGGUUUAAAGGUGGGGAUGAUGGGGCUAGUGUGGGGGCUGGGAGCAGUGGGAUCCGAGCACCUGCUCCCACACCAGAACCACAGAGAAGGGGGGAGAUGAGCUUCAUCUCUACCUCUGCAUGUAGCGGGUCACUUGUGUCUUCCCAUGAUGCCAUAGUAUGCCGUGAUGUGUCGGUAGAGAGGCUGAACAGAUACACUGGAGUGGGCUCCAGCAUGGAUAGCCUGCAGGGGACACUUAUUAUGAUUGCAGAAGGAAAUAAUUACACUGAGGUUGUUCCUAUGUAGGGAGUGACAAAUGUUGUUUAGGUUCUAAAACCCCAUGAGAAAGUGAAAUAAUACAUCAAUUUAAUGCCAUGGAUAAAUAUAGAUUUUUUUAGUUCUAGUAGGAUAUCUUAAGGGCUUAUAAUAAACCUCUAUUUGCUGAUGAUGCUAGCUGGGAUAAGACUACUAUAGACUCAAUUCCCAAAGUAUGUUAACCCAUUACAUCUGAACACAUGACUAAAGAUUGCCUUAUGCUUAUUGAUUUUGAGGUGCAUUUAUAAACCAGAGGCCUGUCAUGCUGAGGAUUCAUUAAUACAUAGUCGAGACAUGGUGGCUACCAGGGAUUAGAUACUGUAAAUAUGUUCUAUUUUUACUUUUCAAACUCAGUGAAACAGCGACAAGGAAGCAGAUUGUCAUAACGAUGACUAUCACUUAAAAGUUAUUUAAGUACUUUUUUAACUAGUUAAAUGACAAUACAUUGUGCUACUUACCACUAUCUAUAGCACACGUCUGCUGUAUAGAACAAUAAAUGUGAGUUUUUCAUAGAAACAAAACUUUCUGGGAGGCCCAUUUGUAGUUUUGAGCGCUUCCAUAACGAGUCUACUGACAGAUAUAAGUUCGAACUAUACGCUAGUUUGUAUUACAGAUGGCAACAAGGGAGGAUGCAUGUGUCAGUCCGCCCCACAACAAGAAGAUAGAAGUAAAGAAGGAACUUAUUGACUACAACGUCGAACUACAACGGCCAAUUUGCGCAAAGAUCUUGGGGUAAAUUUCGACCACAUAUUGAAGAUAUCUGCUGACGUCACAGGACAGAGCAAAUUUAAAAUGUCUCGUUUGCAGGAAAUAUGAAGGAAGGCAAGAUUGUUUUAUAAUUAUCUCUGCAAUGCCUCCAUGGUUGGAUUUGAAAUUUUCGGGAAUUAUACACAUGCCAAAUACACAAAAGCAGGCUAGUUAUCUGUAAUAGCAAACAGGUCCCCUAACAUAUGUCUGCUAACAUUUAAACAGUGAUACCUCGUAGGGAUGAGCGAUACGGCCUAAAAUAUCGUGAUAUACAUGGGAAACUCAACGAAACGAAAGUUGAUUCAUUUCAGCAAUUUAACUUUAAAUGUGAAACUAAUAUGCGAUGUAAACUUAUUACAUGCAAAGUGAGAAUGUCAAGCUGUGUUAUAAAUUUGAUGAUCAUGGCUUAUAGUUUUUGAAAACUUCAAAUUUUCUGAGAUUUUCAAGUCAAGGUUUUCAUAAGCUGCAUGCCAUAAUCAUCAAAAGAAGGGUUACAAUAUCUUGAGUUGCAUGUUAUGAGCCUCUGUCAUAUAAUAGUUUCACCUUGUAAAUCGAAUUGCUCGAAAAAACAAACCUUUGCCUGAUAUUAAAAAUUUUUGACUUUCAGCUGUAUGUUGCAGCCUCCUGAGAUAACGAUGUGUUUUACAAUAUAUUAUUUGGCAUAUAAAUUAUAAUAUUACCAAUCAAAAAACAGGUUAUAGAGGGCAAAUUUUUCUGUUGACGUAUGCUGUAACAUAAUUUCCGGUUGUAUUUACAAAUUUGUCAUUGAUCCGAUACCAAGUAGUUACAGAGGCGGAAUUGGCCAAAUCAAUACUGAUACUUCAAAUCAUUGAUUGAUUACAUUUUUGAUCACAAUUAUAAUCAGGCAUAACACAGAGUGGCCUUGUAACAAUAUCAAUUACAUUAUUUCCUUAUUCCCUUUUAUAACAUACAAUAUUUGAAGCAAAAUAUAGUCAAUAGUGAAAAGAACUUAAGCAAAAACUACAUUUGGCUGCUAUUUAAAUUAUUUGGUUCUGCCCUUAAAGCCUUCCUAUAUCCGGGGACGUAUUUACUAAUUUUGUAAUUAACAAAAACGACAAAAAAACAUUUUGUGAUUGUAAAAAGAAAUGUAUCCAAUGGUACUUGCAAUAAAUGUAGUUUAUUUGCCGGCGUGAGGGCGAGGAUUAGUCAGUCGCACUGUGGAGAAACGUUACCCGCUAACGAGGACUCAACAUUGCGUUGAGGACGCGUUUGUUUACUUGUGGUUGUCAAAUAUAUAUCAUCUAUAUUGCACAAACCUAGUACCACAUUUUUUGUUACUAAUCUGUUUCAAAAAGUCUAACAAAGACAGAAUCAUAUGAAAACCAAAAAAAACAUGUAAAUCCAAUUGACUGGUUCCUGACACCCACCCAGAAAAUAUGAAAUACAUAUAUACUUCAAAUAAAAUUUGAUAAAUGAACAUUUAACAUCACUUCUGCCUUUAUUAACGGUGGGGGUUUACCAAGUGUUCUUUAUUGAAUCCAAAAAUGUUUCUCACUUUUUUCAUCAGUGUUCUCACUCACAACUUUCUUUGGCCCCACGGUGGAUUAAUUUGCGGUUGUAGUCAAUUAAAAAAAGCACAAAGCCUGAGUCACUAACUUGUGGGAUUCCAUGGACUACUUUGUACGUACGAUAACCACGAUGGUAUACGAAAACCAAUGCAAACAUUUUGGCAGAAAUGUUUGCAUACCAAUACGAGAUUCCACUGUAUCUGCAAAAUGUGUCUUUAUUGUAUGGACCUGCAAUUAAAACAUAGUUAGCACACUAUAUCUAAUUAAAGGCUUUAUAAACAUGUUACUAAUAACAUUUUAGUCUGUGAAGUAUUAAUAUUAUUAUAAAUGACUGUUAAAGUACAACAUAUAAUAGUACUAUUUGACUAGUUAAAGAUAUCGCUGUAUUUUAUAGUUAUCUAUUCCGUUAAAUAUCAACUCAACAUAAACUUAUUCAAUUUCUAAUUGUUGUGAAGUGUAUGAAACAAUAUUAAGUAGAUAAUUGUGUAAUGGAUGCCAACUAGCUUAGCUGUGCGCUAGAAUGUUAGGUAAACCUCACUUAUAACCAGCUUAGGGACAUGACAUUCACUCUAUAACUACUUUAGUCUUGUAAUAUUGAAAACAUGACUUUAUUCUCCAAGUUUUCACAACCUACAUUUUUGUUUCCCUUUUUUUAAUCGGUGUGAUCGGAAUACUUCUACCGUAAGGUAGAGCUGGAUGUUUUCGGGUGACGAGCAGAGCUGUUGUGUUCAAAUGCUGUUAGAACAAGCAGAUUCCUGAAAUAACAGAAUGGCUGCUUGUCACCUGAAAGCCUUUUGCACUGAAGACUUUAUGCCAGGUGCGAGGCAGGUGACGUGAGAUGUGCUGCACUUUUUUGACAAUCUAUGUCUUCCUUUGAAAAGCGCGGUAACGUUACUUCAAAUGGUUGAUUUUGGGCUUGGCUGUAUAUACAAAUAUAGUGGAAUUAGAAUUAGUGUUGAUGAUACGUACACUGAAUUAAAUGUACCUUUGAAGUAUUGUAUUCACAAGUACGCUAGGUAGUUUUCAAAUUGUAGUUGUAUGUGAACUAGGAGCCCACAAAUGUGAUUACUUAAUACUACUGUGAGGAUAUUUGAAUGAAAAUGCUCUAAAACUCAAACAUUGUUUAUUUAUUAAGAGUUAGACUCCUCAUAUCAGAGUUUUCAGGGCAUUGAAUCGGACGCUACUGGACUGUUCACAUUGUCUUAAAAACAUUUUGCCUCUCAUUCAGCAGAUAUUUGAUCAGUUCCCCUCGGCCAUUGUUGCAACUGAAUGAAAAGCUAAUACACGUGACUCCAUCCUCACUAUUGUUGUGCUGGCAGAGGUCUCACGUCAUUGUUUCUUAACACCUGUUGUUUUGCACCACAAUGGAGUGAAACCAUCCUUGCCUGGGCAUGUCCCCUCCUGUGGCCAUUAAAUACUUUGAAUCCUGUGCGGUCCACUUGCGAUCGAUUCAAUCACCUUAUGAAUGAGAAUAUUCAAAUGAGUGAAACGCAUUUUCUUGAAUUGUAUCUAUUUUUUGUAUAUUCUCUGUCAUCUGAAAGGGUUAAAUCGAGGCGUGUCACCUUUCAUCCAAAAGGCUUCUUCUAUCUGAAAUUGUAGAUGCAGAGUGGUGUGUCCAUAUUUGUGUGUCCCCCAGAGGUUGUUGCCCAGCAUGGCCAGUGAAACCACAUUCCUGCAUCUAUAGCUGACAUUUCAGACGAUUUGAAUCUUGUCCAAAGGUUGGUUUGUACCAGCAGUUAGAUUUACAAGGUGAAACUAAUGUAUGUUGUGGGCACUUAACAUGCAACUCCAAAUAUUUCAGGACUUCUUUUGAUAUCACUUUGAUGAUUACAGCCUAUAAAAACCUUGAAUUAAAAAUUGAAAAACAUUUUGGGAUUUCAAAACUGUAAACCAUGAUCAUCAAAAUGAUAACAAAUAAAAAUGUGACAUAUCUGACUUUGUAUGUAAUGAGGUUAUAUCACAUAUUACAAACCCCGUUUCCAUAUGAGUUGGGAAAUUGUAUUAGAUGUAAAUAUAAACGGAAUACAAUGAUUUGCAAAUCAUUUUCAACCCAUUUUCAGUUGAAUAUGCUACAAAGACAACAUAUUUGAUGUUCAAACUGAUAAACAUUUUUUUUUUGCAAAUAAUCAUUAACUUUAGAAUUUGAUGCCAGCAACACGUGACAAAGAAGUUGGAAAAGGUGGCAAUAAAUACUGAUAAAGUUGAGGAAUGCUCAUCAAACACUUGUUUGGAACAUCCCACAUGGGAACAGGUGGGUGCCAUGAUUGGGUAUAAAAGUAAAUUCCAUGAAAUGCUCAGUCAUUCACAAACAAGGAUGGGGCGAGGGUCACCACUUUGUCAAUAAAUGCGUGAGCAAAUUGUUGAACAGUUUAAGAAAAACCUUUCUCAACCAGCUAUUGCAAGGAAUUUAGGGAUUUCACCAUCUACGCUCCGUAAUAUCAUCAAAGGGUUCAGAGAAUCUGGACAAAUCACUGCACGUAAGCAGCUUAGCCCGUGACAUUCGAUCCCCCAGGCUGUACUGCAUCAACAAGCAACAUCAGUGUGUAAAGGAUAUCACCACAUGGGCUUAGGAACACUUCAGAAACCCACUGUCAGUAACUACAGUUGGUCGCUACAUCUGUAAGUGCAAGUUAAAACUCCUAUGCAAGGCGAAAACCGUUUAUCAACAACACCCAGAAACGCCAUCGGCUUCGCUGGGCCUGAGCUCAUCUAAGAUGGACUGAUACAAAGUGGAAAAGUGUUCUGUGGUCUGACGAGUCCACAUUUCAAAUUGUUUUUGGAAACUGUGGACGUCGUGCCCUUCGGACCAAAGAGGAAAAGAACCAUCCGGAUUGUUAUAGGCGCAAAGUUGAAAAGCCAGCAUGUGUGAUGGUAUGGGGCUGUAUUAGUGCCCAAGACAUGGGUAACUUACACAUCUGUGAAGACGCCAUUAAUGCUGAAAGGUACAUACAGGUUUUGGAGCAACAUAUGUUGCCAUCCAAGCAACAUUACUAUGGACGCCCCUGCUUAUUUCAGCAAGACAAUGCCAAGCCACGUGUUACAUCAACGUGGCUUCAUAGUAAAAAAGUUUGGGUACUAAACUGGCCUGCCUGUAGUCCAGACCUGUCUUCCAUUGAAAAUGUGUGGUGCAUUAUGAAGCCUAAAAUACCACAACGGAGACCCCGGACUGUUGAACAACUUAAGCUGUACAUCAAGCAAGAAUGGGAAAGAAUUCCACCUGAGAAGCUUAAAAAAUGUGUCUCCUCAGUUCCCAAACGUUUACUGAGUGUUGUUAAAAGGAAAGGCCGUGUAACACAGUGGUGAACAUGCCCUUUCCCAACUACUUUGGCACGUGUUGCAGCCAUGAAAUUCUAAGUUAAUUAUUAUUUGCAAAAAAAAUAAAAAGUUUAUGAGUUUGAACAUGAAAUAUCUUGUCUUUGUAGUGCAUUCAAUUGAAUAUGGGUUGAAAAGGAUUUGCAAAUCAUUCUAUUCCGUUUAUAUUUACAUUUAACACAAUUUCCCAACUCAUAUGGAAACGGGGUUUGUAGUUUCACAUUUGAAGUUGAAAUGCAGAAAUGAAAGGACUUUGACAUGUUAUAUCCUCAUAUUUUGAGUUUCACCUGUGUGCAUAUUGUAUGCAUAAUUUGCUGUUUGCCUGCCAGGAUUUCACAAUGUUUUAUUGGGAUUGUUGCGGCCUAAAAUUCCCAACGAUUUGAGGCUAAUUUUUGCUAAAAAAACAAAACAAAAAACAGACUUUAAUUGCAUCAGCUUGUGAUUUUAUGAAAAAAAUACUGUUUUUAAAAUGUGUUUUCUUUCCAGAAAUGCACCAUAUUUCAACAGAUCUAACAAAAUAGACCUUAUUUACACUCAAACAUGUGCAGAGUUUGGAAAACAAAUAUUUGACGUUUCACUCUCCAUUAGCACAGAAAGAAACAAAACCUAACUUACACUCAACACUAGAGGGCAGUAUAAGCACGUUCUCUCUUGGUCAAGUUGAAGACAUUCUGUGCAUGUUUUCCAGUGGAAAAGUGCGUGUCCGUGAAAAACGUUCAUGUAUGUUUAAACACGUUACACAAAGUUUAUUCUCGCUUACGUUGAGAUUCUUGGGGAAUUGUUGAGUGCAGUGAUCUGUGUUGACUAAGAGAGACACAUCCACAUCUGUCUGUAUAAACUAGGAAGUAAGGCGGAGGAAGUGUUGCUAGAAGUUUCUAUAAUACAUUACCCAGAAUACUUAGCGCUGUAUACCGGAAUGAAGAGGGUCUAAGUAAGACAAAAGUGCCCAAACUGUUUGCCUCCAAGGGCCAAAGUGAAAAUGCGCCAUUAGUCUGCGGGCCAAACAGCAUUUUAAAGGUACAGCAGCACCGUGAGUAAAGUGUUUAGACUAAGGGGUGUCCAAAGUAUAUACCACAGCUAAUUUUUAAAGAGCCCACGUCAUUUAAAUAUAAUGUUGCAGUUACUUGAGUAUGAUACCUGUUAACAUGCCAUUGUUAAUAUGCAAGCUUCUUUUUUUUUCUUUUUUUGCAACACAUUUUGUCGGUUUACACACACCUCAAUCAUAUUUUGGUAGUUGAUGCAUGCUACUGUAGCAUUCUAAACACAUUUUCCAGGUACACACAUCAAAGUAAUAUAUUUUAGUACUCUGCGCAUGUCACAGUUACCAUUUUAGCUUGCUAACAUUAGCAUUCUAGCUUGUUUUAGCUAAUUGAAAUGGUAUUUCUUAGUUGAUAUUUUGGUAUUUCACUAAAUAACUGUAAGCAUGUUAUUGUUAGCAUAGUACCUUUUUCUUUUGUCUCAUUUUGCUCAUACUUUUUUGCCAGUAUAAAUAUGUAUUAUAUUUGGGAAAUCACCAAUUAGUGGGCCAAACAAAAUGUCUUAACGGGCCAAAUUUGGCCCCUGGGCCCCACUUUGGGCACCCCUGGUCUAAGAUAUUGUUAUUUUUAUUGCUCUUCCUGGUUUGCGUACAUAAUUAACAUAACAGUGGAUGUUGGGUCACAUUUGAUUGGUUUGAUUGGAUCGCAUAUGCGCGCUACUCAGGGACAAAUUCAAUUGGCAAAAAUGAUGACUAUUAACUAAAAUGUGCAGGGAAUCUUACGAGGUUCGGACGAAGUAGCGAAACAGGGUUAGGGUUACAAAAUGGUUACAUUUGCGUGAAUGGCCGCAAUUGCAACAUUGCAAAUUCCUGGAGGCUCUGUGUGGUGGGAAAUCAACUCAUUAUUAGCCACUCUUCCCAUGGAAUGAGACAAUCUUUGGGGGAGAAACAUCAAUCAGGACAUUGUUGUAAGCAGACGGUAGUUAAUGGUGCAAACCUUCUGUGUUUAUUUUAGUUUUUUACUUUGACUUGACUUCUUUCUAUUGAGUAAUUUUGUCACCCUCAGGAGUUCGUUUUUCUGUGACAAUUUGGCCUUAGCAGAAGGUUAAAACAUGAAAAUAUUAUUUGACAGAUGUUUGUGUUUGUGAGGAAACAAUAUUGAAUGCAAAUUCUUCACUGUUCUUCCUGUUGGUGACAACUGUUCAGGUGAAAUAUGUGAUCACAUGGGCUAAACCUCGACUUACUAGGAUACUGUAUGUAAUACUUACAGCAUAUACGUGAAUAUGUAUGAUGAACCGAUACUAUUAAGUGCCUCUUUUGUAAUGGUGUCUGCAAAAAUAUUAUUUACCAUCAUUUAUGUGACAUAAUUUUUCUAUUGAAUUUUGAUAUUUACUAGUGAGUGCAUUAUAGUCCUAUUAAUUAUGAAUAUUGGUUUUGAUCACAUUAAGGAAUACAUCUGACUGUUGACUUCUUGGAAUCGUUUGUAUCUGGCUCACUUAACCAAUAUGAUUAUUCCAUGAUUCACCUUCACCAUAUUUAUCGGACUUUACUAUAUUGCGUAAGCCACAUUUUGAAAUCAAUGCACACAAUAUGAAUAAAAAAUUGUGGUUGUGAAGAAGA
Nerophis lumbriciformis (worm pipefish) is the source of this 9520-nucleotide messenger RNA. It is a transcript of the gene ogfrl1, whose product is annotated as opioid growth factor receptor-like 1. Gene Ontology annotation, molecular function: opioid growth factor receptor activity. The record is from RefSeq and is a predicted model, not a curated record. NCBI's taxonomy places the organism in Eukaryota, Metazoa, Chordata, Actinopteri, Syngnathiformes, Syngnathidae. Gene Ontology annotation, cellular component: membrane.